Molecule: messenger RNA, 5110 nt
Organism: Herpailurus yagouaroundi (jaguarundi)
Lineage: Eukaryota; Metazoa; Chordata; Mammalia; Carnivora; Felidae
Gene: B4GALNT3
Product: beta-1,4-N-acetyl-galactosaminyltransferase 3
Exons: 20
Coding region: 45-3047 (1000 amino acids)
Cellular component (GO): Golgi cisterna membrane
Molecular function (GO): acetylgalactosaminyltransferase activity
Source: RefSeq, a predicted model, not a curated record
UGCGGAGCAGCCCGCGCUGGCGGCGGCCGCCGGGGCGCCGCGCCAUGGGGAGCCCCCGGGCCGCGCUUCUCCUGCUGCUCCUGCGCCCGGUCAAGCUGCUGCGGAGGCGCUUCCGGCUGCUGCUGGCGCUCGCCCUGGUGUCCGUGGGGCUCUGGACUCUCUAUCUGGAGCUGGUGGCGUCGGCCCAGGUCGGCGGGAACCCCCUGAAUCGGAGAUACGGCAGCUGGAGAGAACUGGCCAAGGCUCUGGCCAACAGGAACAUUCCAGCUGUGGAUCCAAAUCUCCAGUUUUAUCAUCCCCAGAGGCUGGGCUUCAAGGACCAAGACUCUGAGCGAGGUGGGAGCGCUAACAGCAGCUACCUGAAGUGGAAUAAGCCCGUCCCCUGGCUCUCAGAGUUCCAGGGCCGCGCCAACCUGCAUGUGUUUGAAGACUGGUGUGGCAGUUCUAUUCAGCAGCUCAGGAGGAACCUUCACUUCCCACUGUACCCCCAUAUUCGCACAACCCUGAGGAAGCUGGCUGUGUCCCCCAAAUGGACCAACUAUGGCCUUCGCAUCUUUGGCUACCUGCACCCCUUCACCGAUGGGAAGAUCCAGUUUGCCAUUGCUGCAGAUGACAACGCAGAGUUCUGGCUCAGCCGUGAUGACCAGGUGUCAGGCCUUCAGCUGCUGGCCAGUGUGGGCAAGACUGGAAAAGAGUGGACUGCCCCUGGAGAGUUUGGGAAAUUUCGGAGUCAAAUUUCCAAGCCAGUGAGCCUGGCAGCCUCCCAGAGGUACUACUUCGAGGUGCUGCACAAGCAGAAUGACGAGGGCACCGAUCAUGUGGAAGUCGCGUGGCGACGGAAUGACCCUGGAGCCAAGUUCAGCAUUAUUGACUCCCCUUCCCUGUCCCUCUUCACAAACGAGACAGUCCUAAGGAUGGAUGACGUGGGCCACAUCCCUCAGACAGCAGCCAGCCAUGUAGGGUCCCCAGACUCUCUUCCUAGAGAUGAGCAGCCCCUUGCAGACAUGCUGCGACCGGACCCUCGGGACACCCUCUAUCGAGUGCCUCUGAUUCCCAAGGCUCAUCUCCGCCAUGUCCUGCCUGAUUGUCCCUACAAACCCAGCUACCUGGUGGAUGGGCUCCCCCUGCAGCGCUACCAGGGACUCCGCUUUGUUCAUCUGUCCUUCGUUUACCCCAAUGACUACACCCGCUUGAGCCACAUGGAGACCCACAAUAAAUGCUUCUACCAGGAAAACUCAUACUACCAGGACAGGUUCAGCUUUCAGGAGUACAUCAAGAUGGACCAGCCUGAGAAGCAGAAGCCGGAGCAGCCAGGUUUCAAGGAAGGCCUUCUAGAAGAAUCCCAAUAUGGAGAAGCAGUGGAGGAGACCCUUGACUCCAAUGACCAGAAUGCCAGGAUGCCAAAGGGAAAACCAGUGCCCACCUUUACCCCUGGGCAGGAUGUCACUGACUACCGCCUCCGAAGCCUGCGGAAACUCCUGGCUCAGCCCUGGGAGGGUCCACUGACACCCUUUUCCAAGAGGAACUCCACAGCUCCCUUCCCUGUGAGGACCAGUGAUGUCCCAGUCCAGCCCCCAGAGAAGCAGGGGAGAAGACCCAGCCCUGGGCCCAGCCAAGAUCCCCCUCCCUCUGAGAAGUGGCCUCCGGGGCAUCUGGCAGGGAACCUGCCUCAAGUCAAGGGGCCCAGGCCCACUGGUGACAGCCCCAGGAAGACGCUAGGGCAAUCCCAGUGGCUGAAUCAAGUUGAGACAUACAUUGCAGAGCAGAGAAGGGGGGACAGGAUGGAGCUUCCAGCCCCCAGGAGGGAUUGGCCCGGGGAGGGAGAGGUGGUGGUAGCUGCAGGCCAGGAAGGACAGGCGGAGGGAGAAGAAGAGGGGGAGGAAGAGGAAGAGGAAGAGGAUGUGAGUGAGGUGUUCGAAUACAUGCCCAUGUUUGACCCCGUGGUAAGCUGGGACCAGACCUUCAGUGCUCGGAACCUGGACUUCCAAGCCCUGCGGACUGACUGGAUCGAUCUGAACUGUAACACAUCUGGCAACUUGCUGCUUCCAGAGCAGGAGGCUCUCGAGGUCACACGCGUCUUCCUGAAGAAGCUCAACCAGAGGAGCCGGGGGAAGUACCAGCUGCAGCGAAUUGUGAACGUGGAGAAGCGCCAGGACCAGCUACGUGGAGGUCGCUACCUCCUGGAGCUUGAGCUGCUGGAACAAGGCCAGCGCCCAGUGCGGCUCUCCGAGUAUGUGUCUACACGAGGCUGGCAGGGCAUCGAUCCAGCUGGUGGGGAAGAGGUCGAGGCCCGGAACCUGCAGGGCCUGGUUUGGGGCUCACACAACCGCCGGAGACAUGUCUUGAAUGUCCGGGCCCCAGAGCCCAAGCUGUGUUGGCCCCAGGGCUUCUCCUGGAAUCACCGAGCCGUGGUCCACUUCGUUGUGCCUGUAAAGAACCAGGCGCGCUGGGUACAGCAAUUCAUUGGAGACAUGGAAAAGCUGUUCCAGGUCACCGGUGACCCACACUUCAAUAUCAUCAUCACGGACUAUAGCAGUGAGGACAUGGACGUCGAGAUGGCCCUAAAGAGGUCCAAGCUGCGGAGCUACCAGUACAUGAAGCUAAGUGGAAACUUUGAGCGUUCAGCUGGGCUUCAGGCUGGCAUAGACCUGGUGAAGGACCCACACAGCAUCAUCUUCCUAUGUGACCUCCACAUCCACUUCCCAGCUGGAAUCAUCGAUACCAUCCGGAAGCACUGUGUGGAGGGCAAGAUGGCCUUUGCCCCCAUGGUGAUGAGGCUGCACUGCGGGGCCACCCCCCAGUGGCCUGAGGGCUACUGGGAGGUGAAUGGGUUUGGACUGCUCGGCAUCUACAAGUCAGACCUGGACAGAAUCGGGGGCAUGAACACCAAGGAGUUCCGAGAUCGCUGGGGUGGGGAAGACUGGGAGCUGCUGGACAGGAUCCUCCAAGCAGGCCUGGAAGUGGAACGUCUCUCCCUCAGGAAUUUCUUCCAUCACUUCCAUUCCAAGCGAGGCAUGUGGAACCGCCGCCAGAUGAAGAUGCCGUGAUCCCGAAGGGUGGCCCACUGGACUGACUGCUUCCUGCUCCUUGACUUGUGCUCGCUCCCCAAUGCCCCUACUCACUGUUGAGAAGGAGAGGGAAGGGGAGCAGAAGCCAUGGCCGGGCCCCAAGAGGCCUCAGAGCUAACACCCUCACUCCCCUGAGAGCUGUCGCCUCACACAGACAGCUGCUGAGGCCUGUCUCUCUACCCUCGGGGCCUCUGAAGGGAGGACCUUGAGAGAGGGACCAGGAGGGGCCGUGCACUCAGUUGACAGAGAUGGACCGGCUCCCGGGGAAGGCAGCACAGUUAAGGAAGGAAAGACCUGUUGGAGCAAUGCCAACCUAUCUGUGAGGUGCAUUCCAGCAUCCACCCACGCUCCUCCCAGGGAGUAGUGACCGUGCCCUGGAAACUCUUCUCUUGGACAUACUUCAUUGGGGUUUUUAUUUUUCUAACAUAAAACCAAAACUAACUGUCCAGACCCAGCACUGACUGUGAGAGAGGGAUGGAGUCGUGCAUUUAGGGUACAUUCCCCACUUGCAUACCUCAGACCCACUCCUGUGUAGCGAUGUGUCCCUUGGUCCUUGACCCGGCAGCUGAUUUAUAACCAGAGGAGUUCUCAGCUCUACCCCAGGCUCGUGCCUUCCAGAGACACGCACAUCUCUCCCAGGUAGCCACUGAACAGCUGGCCACUGAUUAGGGCAUUAACCUUACCCCCCAGGCGGUGCUAACUUCAGACUGACAAGAACACAGAAGUGGCAUCAUCCUCGCGGUGCCCCAGUGGGGUUGGGAUUCUGAGAACGGGUGGACAGCGGGCUUUCAUUCCUCGGCAUCUGGCAUACAGGCCGUGCAGGACGGGCAAGGUGGGUGGAGAAGGCAGGAAGAGAAGCCCCUUUCCCGACCCGCCUGUAAGCAUAAGCCUUGGAGAGACCAUGAGCAGAGAGGAAAGAGGAUGGGAAUGUAAGCCGUGGACUCAGAUGCGAAGAGGAGGUGGGCAUCCAGCAGGAUGGGAGGAAAAGGAAGUGGAAAUCCUGAGUCCCCACAGCUCUGCUCCCCCACAGCCUUGCCCUCCUGCAGGCGGAUCCCCAGCCCUGGCCUUGCUUAGAAGAGGAAGGGGUGUGGGCAAGACAGAGGAACAGGGAUCAGGGUAGUAAGGGGCAAGGCCACGGGUUGGGGGAGGUAAGGGCAUCACCCUGUGAUCUCUUCCCCAGUUGGAGGGGAGUGGGGCCCAGAGGAACCGAAAAGUGAAGCGACCCUUUCUGGCACCUGAUGAUCACACACUUCUCUUGCACUAAAAAUCCCCUGGGGCCUUUGGGGCUGGGUUUUUUUUUUUGCCGCCGCUGCUGCCUCUGCCGCUGCUGCUGAAUUGAUGAACAGUGUGUGGGUGUGUCGGACACUUGCUGUGGAACUUCAGUGUCUGCUUAGGGAGGGGAACGCAGAGCUUGCCGCUGCUGGGAGGAAGCACUCCUAGCUGGUGCAACAGGGCCCAGGAUGCCAGUCAGCGGAGCCCCACAGAGCUGUGCUGUGAUAGAGUCCAAGUCACAGCAUUUGGAGUUGCAGGGUCUACCCGGUGGGCCUUGCAUUCACCAAGGGCACAUGCUUGGCAUCUAGGAGAUUGGGGCCCGUUGAGAACCUUCUGGAGGUUGAAGAGAAUUCCCUGCCCCUCUCUAAGAAAUCAGGAAGAACAAAGAGUUUCCAAUUAAUAGGCUGUGGCUGUUGGAUGCCAUAGCUGCCCCCUGGGCUAUGGGUUUUCUCAGAGCCCGCUCAGGCUUACUGCCUUUGGGAAAGGACUUCAGGGAGUCGGUGAGAGCUAUGGUUGGCUGGCUGGGGUGCCAGCUUUCUCUCUGGGGCCAGGGUCACCCUUGGGCAUGGCACUGGAAGGCCUGAGCCAACCCAAAGAGCUCUCCAACUUCCAUUCUUUUGAUGACGGGAGCGAGCCUAGCCUCCUAGGCCCUGCUCGCACACCUCUCUGACCCUGGCCAGUGCCUUGUGUUUGACUUUGUUACCUCCACACCAUCUGCCUUAAGUGGGGGGGCCUGGUAGGCCCCUGCUCUGUAGGGAAAUGUGUUGGGU